Psilocybe cubensis is the source of this 637-nucleotide messenger RNA. RefSeq lists its product as uncharacterized. Lineage: Eukaryota; Fungi; Basidiomycota; Agaricomycetes; Agaricales; Agrocybaceae. The record is from RefSeq and is a predicted model, not a curated record. The transcript is spliced from 5 exons. The annotation marks the transcript as partial.
AUGAGCCGAUUCCUGAUUGUGGAACGAUUAACGGCGUUGGGAGAUAUGAAGGAGGUCCAUCAGUCGUACGCCCUCGGAUCAAUGUCAUUUCAGGAAAACGCUACCGAUUCCGUAGACGGCAUCAAUCAUGUUCCCCGCACGGUCGACGGAUUUGAUAUUCACGCCGGCCAACGUUAUUCCGUGAUUCUAAACGCUAAUAAGCCUGUUAAAAAUUAUUGGAUUAGGGCCCCAAUGGAGCUUCAGCAUGAUAGCGAUAAUGAUAACCUUGACCCUGAGAAUGUCUAUGCGGUUUUGCACUACGAGGGAGCUUCUGCCUCCGAACCUACGACCAAAGCUAAAGGAAGCGUUGAUAACCUCCUGAAGGAGCACGAGCUGGUCCCCUUGGAGAAUCCUGGCGCACCAGGCGGGAACAGUCCAGCUUCCCGGACAAUUGAUCUGUCGUUCACUCGCUCUACGGUCAACGGCGAGCUUCAGUGGACGGUAAAUGGGAUCAAAUAUCACCCUCCGACCGUUCCGACCCUCCUGAACAUUAUCGCCAAUGGCUUUACCAGCGAGAAUGAUUUCGCAACAUCAGAACACACAUAUGUCAUCAAUAAAAACGAUAUAGUUGAUCUGGUGAUACACGGAUCUGCAAAUG